Ixodes scapularis (black-legged tick) is the source of this 1440-nucleotide messenger RNA. RefSeq names its product fatty acid synthase-like. Gene Ontology annotation, molecular function: fatty acid synthase activity. The record is from RefSeq and is a predicted model, not a curated record. The coding region runs from base 16 to 1440 and encodes 474 amino acids. NCBI's taxonomy places the organism in Eukaryota, Metazoa, Arthropoda, Arachnida, Ixodida, Ixodidae. The transcript has 8 exons. Gene Ontology annotation, biological process: fatty acid biosynthetic process.
UGCCAGUGGAAUGGCAUGGCCCGCCAGAUGAUGCAGUUCGACGUGUUUGCCAACUCCAUCCGGCGCUCCCACGAGCUCCUAGCACCCUUUGGCAUUGACCUCGUAGACCUGAUCACCAGGGACGAUGCCAACAACCAGACGAUGGUGUCGCCCCUUGUCUCCAUUGCCGCCGUGCAGGUGGCGCUGGUGUCCAUGCUGAAGACUGUGGGGGUGAAACCGGACGGCAUGGUGGGUCACUCGUUGGGCGAGAUCGGCUGCGGCUUUGCCGACGGGGGCUUCACGGCCGAGCAGACGGUGCUGUGCGCCUACUGGAGCGGGCGCUGCAUCGAGCUGGGCAACAUGCCCAAGGGGGCCAUGGCUGCCGUCGGCCUGACCUGGGACCAGGCGAAGCAACGUUGCCCUAACGGAGUGAUUCCAGCCUGCCACAACGCGGAGGACUCCGUGACGGUGUCCGGCCCAGCCGAGGCGGUGGCGGAGCUGGUGGCACAGCUCAAGGCGGAGAAUGUGUUUGCCCGAGAGGUGAACAGCCUGAACAUGGCCUUCCACAGCCGCUGCAUGCAGCCCAUUGGGCCGGCCCUGCAGGAGGUCCUUGAAAAGGUGGUCCCCGAGGCCCGCCCUCGUACGGAACGCUGGAUCAGUUCGUCGGUGCCGCAGAGCCGCUGGGGGGAGCCGCUGGCCCGGAAGUGCUCGGCGGCCUACCACGUGAACAACCUGAUCUCGCCCGUCCUCUUUCGGGAGGCCCUGGAGCACGUGCCGAAAAAUGCCAUCAUGGUCGAGAUUGCGCCACACUGCCUGCUGCAGGCCAUCUUGCGACGGGCCCUGGGACCGGAGGCGACCUGUCUGGGGCUGAUGAAGCGGGACGUGCCGGACGUGCCGGCCUUCUUCCUGACCUCGCUGGGCAAGCUGCACGCCCACGGGGUGCCCCUGCAGCUGGAGCCCCUGUUCCCCCGGGUGCCGUGGCCCGUGCCCAGGGGUACGCCCAAUGUGGCCCACCUGGUCAGCUGGGACCACUCGCAGUCCUGGUCGGUGGUCACCUACAACGACUUCUCCACCUCGUCACAGGACUCCGAUGAAAUGGAGGUGUUUGACCUGGAGGCCGGGGAGAACGACGGCUACCUGGCGGGGCACCAGGUCGACGGGCGGGUGCUGUUCCCGACCACGGGGUACAUGGUGUUGGCCUGGAUGUUCCUGGCCAAGCGGUCGGGCAAGCCAUACACCCAGUUGCCCGUAGUAUUUGAGAACGUCACCCUGCACAGGGCCACCAUCCUUCCCAAGAGCGAUCGAUACAAGGGCAGAUGUAAAUGCAUCGCCGCUGGGAACCGUGACGGAUGUCUUCGGGCAAGCACGGAUCUCAAGAUUGUACAGCUGCUGCAGGUGGACACCGCAGACGCAGACGCAAAGUACAAAGUAAAAUAUCCGGAAAUGUUCAGCGGACUCUAG